Molecule: messenger RNA, 1434 nt
Organism: Dichomitus squalens LYAD-421 SS1
Lineage: Eukaryota; Fungi; Basidiomycota; Agaricomycetes; Polyporales; Polyporaceae
Exons: 7
Coding region: 19-1209 (396 amino acids)
Source: RefSeq, a predicted model, not a curated record
UCUCCCUCUGUCAUACAUAUGGGUUCGAUCGACGCUCUGCACGCCUAUGAUGACCCGGUCGAGCUCAUCCUGCUUGGCACCGGAACCUCUUCGACGCUCCCGCACGUUGACUGUCUGACGGCUCCACCAGGUGCGAAGCCGUGCAGGACGUGUCUGUCGACGCUAACGCCUGAAGGCUGGAAGAACAAGCGGCGCAAUACAUCCGCCGUGCUCAGAGUCCGCGGCCGGGAUGGGCUACCCAAGACUAUCGUGAUAGAUGUUGGGAAGAGCUUCAUGCCAGCCGCAGUGGAGUGGUUCCCGAAAUACGGCCUCCGUCACAUUGAUGCCGUCCUCAUUACUCACGCCCACGCGGAUGCGAUGAAUGGCUUGGACGACUUACGAGGGUGGACAUUGGGUGGCGCGAUCCAACAGGCUGUAGACAUAUAUCUGUCUGCGGAGACCUUCGAAGCGGUCAAGAUUGCCUUUCCUUACUUGGUUCGCAAGGAGUUCGCUUCGGGCGGAGGAGACGUGCCGGAGUUCAAUUGGCAUCCCUACGUUACCGACCGGGAGCCUUUCGAGAUCGGAGACACCGGGAUUACGGUGAAGCCUUACGCCGUCCCCCAUGGCUUUUGCGGUGCGAAGCCCGUCAAACCGGUCCCCAGCAUCGCGGACCAAAUUGCGGCCGCGGUACCAUUCUCGACCUCAAGCCCUUGCGGGACGGGCAUGCCGGGUACCCCCACCACGACCGGCAACGUGACACCAGUCGAGAAGGAGAAGAAGGAAGACUUCCUGUGUCUCGGUUUCACCGUCCAGAACGCGGUGACAUAUAUAUCCGACUGCUCCAAGAUACCCGACGACGUCCUUGCCGACCUUCUGUCCUCCCCGAUACCCGUCCUCGUCCUCGACUGCCUGCGUCUGAAGGCGCACCUCUCCCACCUGAGCCUCGCGCAGGCGGUCGAGUACGCGCGGCAACUGAGGGCGCAGCGGACGUACCUGCUCGGCUUUAGCCACGAAGUCUCGCAUGAGGAGUAUGAGGUGAUGCUGAGGGCCGUGGGCGGACAUCGCGUGCCGAAGAACAGGAUGACGGAGAUGGUCACGGCGGGCCUGGACACUCUGGACUUGGGGGGCGAGAAGAUCUGGAUCCGGCCUGCCUUCGACGGUCUCCAGGUGUUUGUGUCCGACAAGGGCGAAGCGAGGGACACGGCAUACUACGACUACCCGGAGGAAUAAUGAGUGCUGUGUACAUCUCGGUGCGCGCGGCGUUGAUGUUAUGAUAGCUUAUCAGAGGUGUCAAGCAUUGAACUUCCUGGCUCCAGCUUGGUUUAGAUUAUUUCUAAUCAUUUCCAUGUACUACUAAUGAUGGUAGCCUUAGCAGUUGUAGUAAGUAGUAAUGCAUCCUUCGUGUUUGCCACCUGGCAUCACGCCGACGCCGGAGACUGACGCGUCACAUUUGCC